GGGUUAGGCUGUCCAGAAGCUUGAAUAUGAGAGCUACAGUAAAGAAGGAAAUAUAUCCAUGAAAACAUUGCACUUAUUUUGCUCUGACAUCCUUUACAUGAUAGAUUGCGCAUCCUUAGAAACAACAGGAGAAUGAAUAAACUUAAAGAGAUUAAACCUGGAUUACCUUUACAAAUGUCUAGUCACGCCCUUAAUUCAUGUAUAAAGGUCUGAGGAGGAUAUGAUACAAGAUCCAAAAACUUCAGCUGCUACCAGGCUCACUGAGCAAAGUAAAACAUCUUGUGACAGAGAAAAUACUAGUUGUGCCACACCUCAGUCCGAGGAUGACUCUGGGAAUGAAAACAAACAGAAGAAUGUGCCACAGAAAAGAAGAAAAAGAGCACAGACCACUCCUAAAAGUAGUAAAGGUCAAAACACCAAAGCAGAUCGGGGCAGUGGAAGCCGAGCAGGGGGUAGCCGUGACAAACAAGAUGAUGGGGAGGCGGUGACCCUCUUUGAGGUGAUAAGCAUGGGCCGCAGUGCCAUGAAGGCUGUGAUAGACGACUGGAUUGAAGCCUAUGAAAAGGAAAGAGACCCCUCCAUUUUGGAUCUAAUUAGUUUCUUUAUUCAGUGCUGUGGCUGUAAAGGUAUGGUCACUGCAGAAAUGUGUACGAGUAAAGAUGGCAGCAACAUCAAGAGCAAAAUGGUGGAACAACUAGAUGAGGCCUCUGGUCUUCAGGUUAAGAGAUUUUUGGCUUUUCCGUGGAUACUUACAGUUACGUGGCCGUUGGAUGGGGAUGUGGAGUAUCCUCUGGUGCAGUCGGGGCCGUGCGGGCGCUGGUUCCACUCGGAGCUGUGCGACUUCAUGUCUGUGCUGGUGACUCAGUUUCAGCACAGUGUCCUUUUCGACAGUUACCUGAUGAACGCCAUCCUCUCUCUGCUCACGGCGCUGUCUGACUCCUUUGUGCGGGCUUUCAGACACACAUGUACACUGGCUGCUGUGAAGCUGCUCACUUCCCUGGUGCAUGUUGCUCUGAGCCUCAGUGUGGGCAUAGAGAACAGUCAGAAGUUGUGUGCUGUGCAAAAGUCUAAGACUGCAAGACAGAAAAACUCUCCACAAAUUAAAGGCAUACAAAAGAAAAUAACUCAGCUUGAAGAAAAAAGGUCCGAGGUGGAGAGUAUGAUGAAUGCCAUCUUUAAAGGAGUAUUUCUUAAGCGUUAUCGUGACGUGCUUCCAGAAAUCCGUUCGAUUUGCAUGGAGGAAUUGGGUGCAUGGAUGAAGAACUACCAUACUCUUUUUCUCAAUGAUAGUUACCUCAAGUACAUGGGCUGGAUGAUGCAUGACAAGAAUUCAGAUGUUCGGAUCAAGUGCGUAUUGGGUCUGCAGGAGUUAUAUGGGGAUCCUACACUCUUUCCUAAACUAAAUCUGUUCACCAGCCGCUUCAAAGAGCGGAUGAUCUCCUUGACUCUGGAUAAGGACAAUGAAGUGGCACUGCAAAGUAUGAAAUUACUGGUUCUCAUGUCCAAUAAACCAGGGGGUGCGUUCAGUCCAAGCGAAUACAGGCAGCUGUUCCAGUUUGUUUACUCUUCACAGCGCCCCCUAGCUGCUGCUGCAGGACAGCUUCUGUAUUUAAGGCUUCUAAACACCUCAUCAAACACUCAGGAUGGGACAAAUGCAGAGGAAGCUCACAAACAAGAAAUAUUUGUAAAAUUAAAAGCACUACUUGACUUUUAUCAGGAGUCUAAGCUGCACCAGCAUGUUCCUUACCUCGUGGACAGUCUUUACUGUUCCAGUGCUCUGUUGAAGGACUGGCCCACAAUCACUUCCAUACUACUGCAAGAACCAUCCUUAUGUCCAGGGUUAAAGGAUUCAGAGGAAAUUGUCCUGGUAGAGAUCCUGGUGGCUUCUGUGCGUCAGGCAUCAGAGGGCCCGGGACUAGUAGGAAGGAGUGGAGUCAAGAAGGUGGCGAGUAUCAAAGAAAAAAGGACACAAGUUGAUGACUGUACCAAACUCACUGAACAUUUUCUGGAGGUGCUUCCCAAGUUACUCAAAAAGUUUUUACAAUGCGAAGAUGUUGUUGCAUUACUUCUGAAGAUUCCUCAAUUCUUCCUUGCUGACUUCUCAUUGGCUGAAAAAGAUCAGUUGCUGUCAGACCUGUUGUCAGCGAUGAGAGCUGUUUUAGACGUACACUGUGGUGCUGAUGUUCUAGAGGCUGCAGCUCGCUCCUACCUCAGUCUGUGUGAAGACGAGACAUCCUGGUGCUCUACUGCCCAAACUGCCAGAGAUGAAAUGGUCCAAAAUUGGGUGAACCAACUAAGGGUACUACUUGAACAUGCAGUAAAGGAGGAUACUUUCACAGCAGAUAGUAAAAAAAUGGAAGAACUUUUAUCCACAAUUAAGAGAGUCAGAGCUUUUCACAAUUGUCAUGACUUGUCAAACUGGAAUCUGUUUGAGCUUGUGUUACCUCUCAUGUCUAUCGAUCAGACUGGACUGCCACCUCAGGUGCUUUUGGAAGUUUUGCAGUGUCUUUGUUACGCUAUGCUCUGGUCACUUAAUACAAGUAGUGAGACCCUAACCUCCAAGGAGAAGGCAUUGGCCCAGAGACUACAUCUACGUCAGUUUUGUGAAAGUAGUCAGCGAUGUCUCUCCCACAGUGAGGAUGCAGUGAGGCAGCAGGCUUUUCUGGGCAUCUGUGAUGUCCUGACGGCUCAUUCGUACCAGUCAAAUAUAUGGAAUCCAACCUGCUAUGGUCCUUUACUCUACACUCCCAGCCCCAAACUGCAGAGGGCGCUGUUGACCUUUCUUUGCAGCCAUAUCUUUGUUAUGCCAGAGAGUGACAGUCAAAGUACAGACACUGAGGACUCUGAAGUUGAAAAGCUGGAGGACCUUCAUAAACGGAGAAACCUGCUGGCAGCGUUCUGCAAACUCAUAGUGCAUGGGAUCCUGGAGAUGAGCAUGGCUGCAGAGGUCUUUAUGUGCUAUGUCAAGUUUUAUAAUGACUAUGGAGACAUCAUCAAGGAGACACUGUGCAGAACUAGACAAACUGAUAAGACUGAGAGCACUCGGACGCUGGUCAUGUCUCUGCAGACGCUGUUUGUGCGCUUAAAGCAGGAGCAGGAGCAGGAGCAGGAGAGUGGAAGCAGGCUACACCCUGGGGUCCAAACCUUCACCAGUAUAAAAGAGCUGGCCCGCCGCUUCGCCAUGACCUUUGGGGACCUCAUGAAGUUUCGUGAAUGCAUCGUCAUGAUCCACAGGAGUGGAAUAGACUUUGUGUUUCAAGGGUUCAAGCAGAUCCCAGAUACACAAACACCAGUGAAUCUCUCCUACCUGACCAUCCUCAGUGAAUUCUCCUGUAAACUGCUCAAACCUGACAAAAAGACGAUGUUGUGUUACCUGCAGAAGCACACAGCUGAGCACAUUAUUGACCUCAGGGAGGAGUGCUGGCAGCCGCUGGGGCACUACCGCACAUCACUAUUGGCAGCAGCAGAAGGGGAGGAUGCCUUGUCCCACGCUAGCUCUGACAGGAGAGUGCAACCACGCUCAAGCUGUGCUAAAUCUAAACUAGAAGGAAAAAAGUCUACAUGUCCCAUCAGUUCAAAUGAAAUUAGUAAAACUCCUAGUAAAGCUCAAAGACUCAGAUUUAGUCCAAGCACUCCUGUUGCAGACAUGGAUCGUUCCUUUGUGUCUGUGGAUCCAGUGAGACGACUGAACUUUGACACGCCUGUGCUCAGCACUGACCCUGAGGCCCAAGAGGAAACCGUGGACGUGGAACUAUAACAUUUUGAUAUUUUUAAGAUUGGACUAUUUUAAUUGUUUUUAUUUUGCACCUUAUAACAGGUUUUUUUAAGUGAGAUUUUUGUAAGACGCUACAGGUCAUUGUGUUUGUAAAAGAAUAUUAUUUUUAUAGGGGAAACAUGGUGUUUUAUGUCACUUGUUCAUGGAAAAUACAGUUUUGGAUUCCCUUUUUAAAUCUUCCACUGAUGGAACAUAGAGCUAUUUGAAGCCAGCAAUUAUAUGGACACAUUUUGAUCACAUUGAUUAUACAUGCACUACAUAGUCAAGUGUUGUAGGGCUAUUGCCAUAUAGUAUGCAACAUCCUUACAUGUAAAGUGCCAAAACUUGGUUAAUUUUUAAAGAAAAGAGGGAAGUUUUAAGGAUGAAGGGUGCACAAAUACAUUAUUGGAUUAGUUUUUUUAUAUAGUUUUAAACACUUGCAGAAAUAUACAACUGACCAGUUAAAAAAAAAAAAAAAUCAUGGCACUUUUUCAAAUUCAUUCUCUCCUUUCUAUUUCUAUUUCUAUUCUAAUGCUUCUACGUUGAUCACUGUCUUUGUAGCAUUAUUAAUUGCACAAGCCUAAGUUUCCUGCCUGACACUUUAAUAUCAUGUAUUACCAGUAUUAAAUUGAGCUUUAUGCUAAA
This is a messenger RNA of Boleophthalmus pectinirostris (great blue-spotted mudskipper), 4399 nucleotides long. Its product is annotated as cohesin subunit SA-2. Gene Ontology annotation, molecular function: chromatin binding. The record is from RefSeq and is a predicted model, not a curated record. Gene Ontology annotation, biological process: sister chromatid cohesion. Gene Ontology annotation, cellular component: nucleus; cohesin complex; chromatin. Lineage: Eukaryota; Metazoa; Chordata; Actinopteri; Gobiiformes; Gobiidae.